Huiozyma naganishii CBS 8797 is the source of this 1410-nucleotide messenger RNA. RefSeq names its product phosphoglycerate dehydrogenase SER3 (gene SER3). The record is from RefSeq and is a predicted model, not a curated record. The transcript has a single exon. Lineage: Eukaryota; Fungi; Ascomycota; Saccharomycetes; Saccharomycetales; Saccharomycetaceae. Gene Ontology annotation, molecular function: oxidoreductase activity, acting on the CH-OH group of donors, NAD or NADP as acceptor; NAD binding. Bases 1 to 1410 code for a protein of 469 amino acids.
AUGAGUUACCAAAAUAUUGACAAUCUGCAAGGUGCGUUCCAGCACGGUGUUAACCUGGGGUCCUCCCCCGGUGCAGUCUCGACUUCACCAACGCAGUCGUUCAUGAACACUCUGCCAAGAAGACUCAGUGUCUCAAAGCAGCAGAAGGUCCUAAAACCUUUCUCUACUGGGGAUAUCAAGAUUUUACUCCUAGAGAACGUUAACAAGACUGCAAUCGCUACGUUCAAGGAUCAAGGUUACCAAGUGGACUUCCACAAGGGUGCCCUGCCAGAGGAGGAACUGAUAGAAAAAAUCAAGGACGUUCAUGCAAUUGGGAUCAGAUCGAAGACGAAACUUACAGCAAACGUCCUGAAACAUGCAAAGAACUUGGAGGUCAUUGGGUGCUUCUGUAUUGGGACUAACCAGGUCGAUUUAGAGUACGCUGCCUCCAGGGGGAUCGCAGUGUUCAACUCCCCAUUCUCUAACUCGAGAUCCGUCGCUGAAUUGGUCAUCGCGGAAAUUAUCAGUCUCGCAAGACAACUGGGCGACAGAUCCAUUGAAUUGCACACGGGUACUUGGAACAAAGUCUCCGCUAAAUGCUGGGAAGUAAGGGGCAAGACGCUGGGGAUCAUAGGGUACGGUCACAUCGGGUCCCAAUUGUCCGUCCUGGCGGAGUCCAUGGGGCUGCACGUUAUCUACUACGAUAUCGUCACCAUUAUGGCCCUGGGGACCGCAAAACAGGUCCCCACGUUGAACGAACUGCUCAACAAGGCCGACUUCGUCUCCUUGCAUGUCCCAGAGACUCCAGAGACGAAAAACAUGAUCUCAGCACCACAGUUCGCGUCCAUGAAGGACGGUGCCUACAUCAUUAACGCCUCCAGAGGUACCGUUGUCGACAUUGCGUCCCUUGUCGCGGCCAUGAAGGCUAAGAAGAUCGCAGGUGCCGCCUUGGACGUGUAUCCAAACGAGCCAGCCAAAAACGGCGCAGGGUCCUUCAGCAACGAGUUGAACAGCUGGACCAACGACCUCGUCUCCUUGACAAACGUUAUCCUGACCCCACACAUCGGUGGGUCCACCGAGGAGGCACAGAGCUCCAUCGGGAUCGAAGUCUCCGACGCUUUGAGUAAGUACAUUAACGAGGGUAACACGGUCGGCGCUGUCAACUUCCCAGAAGUCAGUUUAAAGGCAUUGGACUACGACCAAGAAAACACUGUGCGUGUCCUGUACAUCCACAAGAACGUCCCAGGUGUCUUGAAAGUCGUCAACAACAUCUUGUCCAACCACAACAUCGAAAAACAAUAUUCUGACUCGAGGGGGGAAAUCGCUUACUUGAUGGCAGACAUCUCCUCCGUCAACCAAAGCGAUAUCAAGGAAAUAUACGAAGAUUUGAACAAAACGGACGCUAAGAUCUCUAUUAGACUGCUGUACUGA